CCGUAGGGGAGGGGGAGCCGAGGGGGGGCAGCCCCCAGCUGCAGACCCAGGGGGAGCAGGAAGAGGAGAGGCCAGAGGGGGGGCCCUGGGAGGGGGAGCCAGGUGGACACAGGACCAGGGUAGGGGCCCGUGGGGAGGAGGAGGGGGACCCCGAGGGGGACAUCAGCUCACCAGGGGCCCCCAUGGAGCAAGUGGGGGGUGGGGGGAGCAGCAUCUGGCUGGGGACCCAGAGGGAGGGGGAAGGAGCUUGGGGGGGGCGCUGGCCCCAGGGAGGGGUCCAGGGGGAGGGCAGUAGAUGCCAUGGGGCCCCAGGGGAGGGCUCGGGGGACGCCCCCCUCUGCCCCAUCCCCCACCUUGAGCUCCCAGAUGGCGCCCAGACCCCCCUGCCGGAGCCCGGAGUGGUCUCCCCCCUGGACGUGAGUGCCCAGAGGAGCCGGGUGCUGCUGCGGAGGAAGGGGUCAGUGCGCCGGGCGCCCAGCCUCCGGGCACAGAGACCCCCUGGGGGGGCCCCGCCCGAGACCCUGCCCCAGCCCCCCCAGGAGCCAGGCCCCCCAGGGGGCUUCCUGCCCCCCACCCUCCACCAGCCACAGACACCCAGGAGGCAGCUCCCAGGGCAUGCUGGCUUCGGCCUCGCCCACCCCAACAUGAUGGCAGAGCUGAAGUUUCGUCUGCGCAGACCCCCGCCCCAGUGACCCUGCCCCACCCCCACGUGCUGGGGACCCUGAGGGGGCAGGGGCUCGUGCCAUUUCCUGGCCGGACACCCCCCUCCCCCUGCUGCCUGGGAUUGGACCCAGGCGUCCCGGCCACCACCCCACCCGCAUCGGUGUGUCUGGGGACCAUGGAAUAAAGAAAAGACGCGUGAAAGGAGUGU
Molecule: messenger RNA, 871 nt
Organism: Gopherus flavomarginatus (Mexican gopher tortoise)
Lineage: Eukaryota; Metazoa; Chordata; Testudines; Testudinidae
Gene: APOBR
Product: apolipoprotein B receptor
Exons: 3
Coding region: 183-692 (169 amino acids)
Source: RefSeq, a predicted model, not a curated record